Molecule: messenger RNA, 2457 nt
Organism: Colletotrichum abscissum
Lineage: Eukaryota; Fungi; Ascomycota; Sordariomycetes; Glomerellales; Glomerellaceae
Product: vacuolar sorting protein VPS1
Exons: 5
Coding region: 1-2457 (818 amino acids)
Cellular component (GO): cytoplasm; membrane; microtubule
Molecular function (GO): microtubule binding; GTPase activity; GTP binding
Source: RefSeq, a predicted model, not a curated record
AUGGCUCAACCAACAACCCUCUCAAUCCCGUCUAGCUUGUUCGAGUUCGAACGCAAGUCGCCAGGUUUGCCCAUAUCUCCAGUCGGUACCUACCCCGAGUCACAGGGUACCGAGUCGCAGGUCGACUAUGCCGCCGGCUCUGGAGCCACCUCUCCAUGCUACGACAACGGUCACUAUCAAGACAAAUCUGAUUUAAUACCCGAAAAUCCAUUCGACAGUGAGAGCAGCAGGGUUCUAUUCGAUGCCAUUGACAAGCUUCAAUCUUGUGGAAUCAGCCAAGAGCUGGCCAUUCCUCAGCUUGUCAUUGUCGGUGGUCAAUCCACAGGGAAGUCGUCAUUACUCCAGAGCUUGACCGAUAUUCCCUUUCCAGUCGGUUCAGGCUGCUGCACUCGCUUCGCGACAAGGAUCGUGUCUCGGAGAACCGCGCCUGGAAGUCGUAGCUCCGUCAAGGUGACAAUAGUAGAACCUGAUGUUACUGACAAAUUUGGCUAUCCACCGGAUGAUACGUACAAAGAAUUUCCGCCUUAUGUAACUGAUCAUCUGGGCGUCGAAGAGUUUACGCAGCUGAUGGAAAGUGUAAGCCCUGUCCAACCCUUCAUGUUCCUUACACAGCGCCAUCUCUUACAGACACUGCAGAUCACCACCAAUUACAUGGGAAUCAAGAGAGGCAAAGGACAUUCGACGAAAAACUUUGCCUCUCAAGUACUUCGGAUAGAACUGUCAGGUCCUUCCCGAUCACAUUUCAGCAUUCUUGACGUACCUGGCAUCUUCUCUUACGCUCAUGAUGUCAACGAGGCCGAAGAGCAUGGUGUGAGACAGAUGGUCGAGGAGUACAUGAGACAAACAGCGAACAUUGUCAUUUGCGUGGCCGCCGCUACGGCUGAUUUGUCUACGCAAGAGAUCUUCAAGAUGGCCGCCAAUUUUGUCGACAAAAGUCGUCUUGUUGGAGUCUUCACUAAGUGUGACAGGUUGGAGAAUCCAAACGAGGUCAUUGACAUCGCAAGUGGAUAUGGCAAAGACUCUACAAGAUCUAUUAAGGAUGGCUGGUUUGUAGUGAGAAAUCGAUCCGAUGCCGACGAUGAAGAGUUUGACUUCAAAGAAGCUGAACGCAAACUCUUCAGUCGCUCGCCUUGGGACAGGAUCCCGGAGAAUCGACGAGGCUCCGUACAGCUUCAGAAAUAUCUCGGCAAUCUUCUCUGCGCUCAAAUUCGAGGAAACUUUCCCGCGAUUCAAGAGUCAGUCCGGAAGUUGCUCUCAGACGCCAAGGACAGCAGGAAGAGCCUCGGAGAGCCUCGCCCAAGCCAUAGUCUCCGUCAGCAAUAUAUCAGGGAUGUGGUCGAGAAGUACCACACAGUGGCGACAAAGGCUCUCAAGAGCCCCGGAUCGUUGGCCAAGGACAGUCUACGGGUCAGAGGAUUAGUUCGUCGCGCAAACGAGAGCUUCACCGCUCAAAUGCUUGCACGCGGGCAUACGCACGCCUUUGAAGACCAUGGAGUUGACCCUUUGACCCAGCUCUCUGACACGAUCUCCGUCUUGUCAAAUCCACAACCGGCCACAGCUCCGACACCAACCGGGCAUGAGCAAGUUACUACGCCACCGACAACACCGCCAAAGAAGCGACAUGCACCGCCACCUCAACAACCUACCAAGUCUCAGUCCCAUCGCGGCGCGUCGUUCGUAGAUGAAAUCCGUGAGCAGCUUCACAUCUGGCAGACAACAGAACUCCCCGGGAUGGUGAACACAGAGGUCAUUCAGAUCCUCUACAAAACGCAGUCAGAGCAGUGGCAACGGAUUGCUGAACAGCACAUUGAGAACAUUGCGGACGAUGUAGAAAGGGCUUCUAAUUCGAUUCUCGAGGAUGUCUGUUCGCCUGACAAUUGUUCAAAAAUUCUGUGCGAGGAGCUAGCUCGAGCCCUCACCCACUUUCAGCAUGAAGCCAAGCAGAAAGCUUUACGAGAGCUCAAAGAGCACUGCCGGCGCGAGAGAGAAACUCACCUCCAGACGACAGACGCAAGGUUUCACGAAAGGCUGCAGGCUCUACGGACUGUUCGACUUCUCAAAGCGAUUGGCAACAGCUUUUCUUCGUUCAAAGGUCUGGACCUGAGCAGCUCCAAGGUUCUCUUCCACCAGUUACAUCACUCAAUCGAGGGCAACAUGGUUAACGAUGUGCAUGACGUUGUUAAAGUUUACUACGAACUUUCUCUCGAGGCCUUCAUCAGAUACAUCACCAACGAUAUUGUCGAAGAUUUCGUAUCUUUCUCCAAGGGGCCCCUUUUGGGAUUGUCCACGGACUGGGUCUUCACGUUGACUGAUGAAGAAGUUCACAGGCUCGCUCGCGAGGAUGACGAGACAAUGGAGAGACGUUCGCACUAUGACGGAGUCAUUGAGAAGCUGCAAACUGCGCAUGAAAUAGCCGAGAAGGCUAGAAUUCAGACUCGGAAUCUUGGGGACAUGUGA